UACAGUGUCUGUGUAAUGUAGAUAAAUGUGAGGAUUUUCUCUAAAUCCCUCUUCUGUUUGCUAAAUCUCACUGUCACUGCUAAAAUCAGAGCAGAUAGAGCCUGCGCAAUGGAAUAAAGUCCUCAAUAUUGAAAUGUGACAUUGCUCUCAACAUCUCACAUCUCUCUGGAUUUCUUUUUUCUCAUUAUUACUGCUAACAAAUUCAUUUCCAGACUUUGCACUUUUAAGAAGCAAUGGAAAAAUUCAACAAUCUUUCAACACAAUUAUUUAGGUGCUGCUUUUGUGAUUUCUUGAAGGUGAAGAUGCACACUGUGUCCUACAUUCAUUUCUUCUAUUUUGGCCUGUGUUUGCUUACCUUAACCAAUUCUGCUGCUGCUGGCCCAGAGACAUUGUGUGGGGCAGAGCUGGUUGAUGCUCUUCAGUUCGUAUGUGGAGACAGAGGCUUUUAUUUCAGUAAGCCAACAGGGUAUGGAUCCAGCAGUAGACGAUUACACCACAAGGGGAUAGUGGAUGAAUGCUGCUUCCAGAGCUGUGACCUGAGGAGGCUGGAGAUGUACUGUGCCCCUAUCAAGCCACCUAAAUCUGCGCGCUCUGUACGUGCUCAGCGCCACACUGAUAUGCCAAAAGCACAAAAGGAAGUGCAUUUGAAGAAUACAAGUAGAGGGAACACAGGAAGCAGGAACUACAGAAUGUAAGAAAUCACCAUCCACACGAGUGAAGAAUGAAUGUGCCAUCUGCAGGAUACUCUCCUGUAAAUAAAUUAUUUGUUAAACAUUGGAAGACUUAAACACUAUUGUUCAACAAGCUUGAUGAAAUCUCAACCGAUGGGCAUUCUCCCAAUGAACAAUGCAAGUAAACAUUCCAAUACUGAGUCUUUAGGAGAGCAGAAUGUUAUAAACCAACCUAGUGCUAUGAAGCUUCUGAGGUUGAUAGAUUACUGUUUGAUUGUUAACCUGUUAUAAAUGAUCCUGCACAAAAACUCUUAAAGUCCUGUGCCCCUCAAAAGCCUGCAAAUUUAUGGGCCUUUGAUGGAUCCAAUUGCACUAAAUUAACCUAUGAACCCUGGCUGCUGGAGUCAUUCAUCAGCCUUGUCUAAGUGUUUUUUUUUAUUUGCACUUCUAUACAAGCAACAGGCUGUUUGCUUUACAGUGUCUGAUAGCAUUGUUUGUCUACCCCUUUCAUAUUUGCACAGUUUGACAUUCCCAGUAGCAGCAGCAGCAAAGUAACAAAAGCAAUUUUUGGACAUCUAUUGAUUCCAUCUGUGGCAUUUUGACAGCAUAUGGGUUAGAUGCAUCAAUUUUAAUUAUAGCUUUAUUUUUUGUCUUGCCAAAAUGCAAGUGGUUGCAACUUGUGAGAUACAUGAUUUUAGAAGCAGUUAAGCAUAUGUAUGCUCUCAAGCCCUCAAUGAUUAUUCCAGGUAACAAACUGUUUUGCAACAGUAUAGGCAAUUUCUUUCCUCCUCCAUAUAAUGCAGUAUGUAAAAUUUAGCAUAUCAAUAAUACACAUAUAUCAAACAGUAUGUAAAAUUCUGUUUUAUAGUACAAUGGUGCUAUUUUGUAGUUUGUUAUAUGAAAGGGUCUGGCCAAAACUGUAACAGGUAAAAGCAAACACAGAAAAACCAAGCCAAAGAUAAAAUGAAAAGGAAAUAGGUUUAAAAACCACGCGUGCAUUUUUAAAAACAAACUUAAUAAAUGGAAAUUCUUUUCUUGCCUUCUCAAGGAAGUAAAGCUAGAAAUAAAAUUACAGUAUUUUCCUGAGAUUUGGAUUCUAAGAUUUAUGGAAAAAUGGUAGAGUAUUCUAAACACAGUCUCAUCAGGCUAUUGAAGUCAAUGGAGUAACAUCCAUAGACUUGAAAGGGCAAGAUUACACCCAAAAACUCUAGGAAAUAUUGGGCAUUCUGCUCUAAUGUAUCAGAGGAUUAAUAAUACUCAUUUGUUUCAAUGCUUCCCACACUCCUGUGUAACUAAAUCAAGUGUUAAUUAGGCUACUGGAUCCCUCUGUAAAUCAGAAAAGCUCAUCUAAUCAAGGAAAACAACAGGAGGACCUGCAGAGAGGAGAGGACAGUGUAGUUCUUUGGACCACUUCUUUACAGAUCAUUGAAUGCACCUAGACACCCUGGCAAUAGGGCGAUUAAAUUAUAGACUUCAUCUUUAAUCUCACUGUUUAAACAGCUUGCUAUGCUGCAUUUUUGUAAAUUCAUUCAGGGGAAAAAGAGCCUUGGAACAAGAUGUGUUGUGGAGCCAACAUUUUCCCAGAAAGAGGACACAAAUGGAAUUAAUGUGAAAGUAGCAUACUUCAAGGACAGAUCUACUGUCUCCCCUACAUUUGACCAGUUACAUUAAAGGAAUGGAGCCAUGGCUUUAGCAUCCCCAUAAGGGAGACCACUAUGGCCUUUUUUUCUAGGAAAAAAGCUGGGCUAAACAGUUUUUUGAAGAAAAGAGCAAUGUAUUCCUCCUGAGUAGCCCAGUAAAAUGUGUUCUGUGUACCAGUAGCCAUGUCUUGGUUAUACAUUCAAUAGGUAUGCAUUGCACUAAAAAAAUAAAAGAGAGUAAAGCUAAAAUGGGCUGCCUGCAGUCACUGUGCAAGGUAGAUAUUUUAAUGAGGGCAACAAGCUAAAUGAGUCAGAUGUGGAAGGCUAAAAUAAGUUAUCAUCUUUUCCGUUAGUGAGGUAUAUGAGUAUAUAUCGCUAAACAAACUAACUAGUAUAGCCUGGAUAACUUUUUCGUUCAAGAAAUGACAGUCUGACAUUCUGAAAUUUGCUAUAAGACUUCAGUUACAUCAUAGACUAUCACUAAAGUAUGAAAGAAAAGACAGAAUUAAGUCUCACUAUUAAAUAUUAAAUGGUUUAAAAACUGCAGUCCCAAUGAAGUCAAUAUGGCUCUUGCUAUUUCUAUUUACUUCAGUGAUAGCAAGAUUGGAGUUGAAACUCAACAGAAACUAGCAUUAAUCAUUAACAGUUUUGAAAGGGAAGCAGAAAAAUUCUUUGCUCAGCAGUAAAAAUGUACAUCUAGACUGACAAUCACAUUUGUGCAAAGGGCCUGCACAAAGCUUAUUAUUAUGUUUUACAUUAUGCUCAGUCAAAGAACAGGACUCCAUUAUAUGGCCCUGUAAAUUCAAAUAAUAAAGACUGUCUCUAACCAUGAAAGUUCAAGGUCCAGGGGCCAGAUUCUAUUCCGCCUAUCAGACUCAUACAUUGUAGCUAAAUGCCUAAGUACCUAAAUGCAAUUCUAUUGCACUCUGCUUGAUUCCCUGAAAAACGGCUGAUGCAAUGUGUGGGCAGGUCUUCCUCCUCACUACUUUUUUGUGACUUAGGCUGUGUGUAGA
Messenger RNA from Gavialis gangeticus (Gharial), 3324 nucleotides. RefSeq names its product insulin like growth factor 1 (gene IGF1). The coding region runs from base 234 to 695 and encodes 153 amino acids. NCBI's taxonomy places the organism in Eukaryota, Metazoa, Chordata, Crocodylia, Gavialidae. The record is from RefSeq and is a predicted model, not a curated record. The transcript is spliced from 4 exons. Gene Ontology annotation, cellular component: extracellular region. Gene Ontology annotation, molecular function: growth factor activity; hormone activity.